Molecule: messenger RNA, 4419 nt
Organism: Penicillium macrosclerotiorum
Lineage: Eukaryota; Fungi; Ascomycota; Eurotiomycetes; Eurotiales; Aspergillaceae
Exons: 2
Coding region: 1-4419 (1472 amino acids)
Molecular function (GO): protein binding
Source: RefSeq, a predicted model, not a curated record
AUGCCCAGGCCUAGCUUGAGUCGUUUUCUUGGUAAAUAUGACCAAAGGUCUGCUGUAAAGCCGCCUAGAAGCAAUGAGGGAUCUAAUUCUCCCAAGUCGGCGCAGACAGACCCCUCUGCAGCUUCUACGCCAGAUUCAGAAUCAUCACAACGUGAUCGUGCCUCACUCAGCCCAUUAAUUGGCAAUGAUGCACAAUUACAGCAGACACCACCGGCAACAGCUUCUUCGAGCUCACAGGGUCCCCUGACUUCUAAAAAUACAGCCAGAACCAGCGUUCCACCAGUGGAAGACGCUCCCGAGGCAGGGAUUCGAGAUUUUCUAUGGACUCGUGCUUUCCAGUUAUUUCAAGAGAGAGAUGAAGACAAGGGGUUGAUGAAUGUUUAUUUGCAACACAUUGCGUCGUUUGAAGGCCACAGUAAGAAGGGACCAGAUUUAUCCGAUCGGGAGUUUGUUGAGGACGUCUUGAGCCGUCUUCUGGCUACCCGAGAAGAGAGGAUAUGGAAAAUUACGAUUCAGAGUCAUGAUAUCAAGAUUCGUGCUCAAUUCGAGAAAAUUCUCAAGUUUCUUAAAUGGUCCGACUCUCUCGUGAAGGGGGCGUUGAGCAGUCAACCAUAUGCCGCACUUGCGUGGUCUGGGGUUUCCUUGAUCAUCCCACUCCUCACGAGCGGCAUUGAACAAAAUGAGAAUAUGCUAGAGGGCUUGAAUACCAUUGGAGAGAUUCAGAUAUACUGGCAGGUUUUCGAGGAGAAUUUCGAAUCUGAGCAUAAACAGCACUAUAAGGUUCUCAUCGAGCCUUUGUCCAAGCUCUUUUCUGAUAUUAUCGAAUACCAUGCUCGAGUUAUACACCAUCUGACGAGCACGCAGUCUUCUCGAGCAAGGCAGGACCUGCGGGACUCGAAUGCUUGGACGGCAAUCACAGAAAGAAUCAAAACUGCCGACGAAAGCUGUCGCACUCGCUUCAUACCUCUCGCACAACAGGCUGAGGUUCGAAGAUCCAGGGAUCUCCAGCUGCAUGAGUUACAAAGUUCUCGUGCUAUCCAAGAAAAGUCUCUUGAGUACAGUCAGCAGAUUGAAUUAGAAUCGCAGAAAACAAGACUUCUUGGAGCCCUGGCCGGAGCAGCUGGAGAUUACCAGAGGUACAAGGAUAUCAAUCCGAAGAGAGUUCCUGGCACUUGCGAAUGGUUUUUACGUGACAAUAGAUUUAGUACCUGGCGUGAUGGCAAUUCCGGCCUUCUUUGGGUCUCCGCGGGCCCUGGGCGUGGAAAGUCGGUCCUAUCGAGGGCUUUGGUUGAUGAGGAGCAUUUACACCCGCUCACAACGUUGACGAUCACAUCCUCGGGCAAUUUGUCGGGUCCGACCUCGAUCGUCACUUAUUUCUUCUUCAAAGAAGGUAUAGAUUACAAUAUGGAUGGUGCUAGCGCUCUGAGUGCAAUGCUCCAUCAACUUUUCAAAUCUUCAUUCGCCCCAAACUUUCUCAAGCACGCACUUUCACCCUUCAAGACAGAAGGGCAAUCUUUGGUCACAAAAUUUUCAUUACUGUGGAAAAUUCUCGUGGACUGUGCUACGUUGAGCGAUGCAAAUGAGAUAAUUUGUGUCUUGGACGCUUUGGAUGAAUGCAACGAACGCAGCAGACUUGAAAUAAUCAAAACCAUCAAGGAAUUCUAUUGUGGAAGCCAGGCGUCCUCAAAAGCAAAACUCAAGUUCCUAAUAACAAGUCGUCCAUAUGAUGAUAUCGAAUAUUCAUUCAAGGGGUUUCGGAAAUUUGUGGCCUAUUUGCGAUUAGACGGCGAUGAAAAAUCAAAAGAAAUUGGCCGGGAAAUUGAUCUCGUUAUAGAUGCCCGGGUCAACAGUGUGACAGACGGCUUUAGCGAUAAGGACCGACAACGCAUCACAGAUCGCCUCAAAUCUAUGGAGAAUCGGACAUAUCUUUGGUUGUAUUUGAUAUUUGAUGUCAUUGAAAAAUACCCAGCUGGAUAUAGUAGACCCUCGGAUAUGGAAGAAUUACUCUCAAAUCUUCCAACCAAAGUAUCCGAUGCAUAUGAAACCAUAUUGACUCGCAGCAAAGAUCCGCGGCGAACGAUCAUUAUACUUCAGCUUGUCCUCGCGGCUCGGCGACCUCUGACUCUUGAGGAAGCGAACGUUGCACUGAAUAUCGCUCUGCAUAAAGAGGAAUUGACCUCACAUGGAGCGCUUAAUGCCAAAAUGUGGCGAGCAGACGAUUUCAAAGCUGUCGUCAUGAGUGCUUGCGGCCUCUUCGUCACCGUGCACGACUCAAAGCUUUCUCUCAUUCAUCAAACAGCGAGAAAUUUUCUUAUCUCACCCAGAUGCGAUGGAGAAAAGGGUCGUUGGAAAGGUUCACUUAGCCUACCUCAAGGUCAUGGCAUGAUUUCGCAAAUAUGUCUUCAGUACCUGUUGUUCCCUGAUAUCGAUAAGGCUACCGAUGUUGAAGCACCACGAGAUGAAACAUAUCCAUUGCUUCCAUAUGCUUCUACUUAUUGGCCUUCACAUUUCGCAGACCAAGAGGUUUCUCUUGCUGAUCAGUCUGUCAAGCAAGCGCGUAUGCUCUGCGAUGUGAAUGGACAUGCUGCAAAUAUCUGGACUCCCAAUUACGACUUUUGGCGCCUCUUAUAUUUACAUAAUUGGACCGACUUAGCGUUAUCAGUCUUUAUCGGUCUCGAGAAAGUAACUGAUUUGCUGCUGAACGAAGGUGCGGACCCCAACGCUGAAUGCGGAGACUACCAUACAGCUCUUCAGGUAGCCGCAGCAGAGGGUCACUCCAAUAUUGUCAGGUUAUUGCUUAGUAAAGGAGCAAAAGUGAAUAUAGAAGGCGGAGACUAUCAUACGGCACUACAUGCCGCAUCUCGAGAAGGUCACCGGCAGGUUGUGAAGAUGCUGUUAGACAAGGGAGCCAAUGUCAAUAUCACCUGCGAUAGAGAGCCGAAAACGGCGCUCAGAGCAGCAUCAGAGCAUGGUCACCUAGAAAUUGUUGAGAUGCUGGUAAAAGGAGGAGCCAAUGUCAAUGUCCUAGGCGGAAAACAGUUCUGCUCCGCUCUUCAAGCAGCAUCCUGUAAUGGCCAUAUACAGAUCGUCAGGUUGCUGCUUGAAAACAAUGCGCAGGUCAACGUCGAAGGUGGAGAGGAUCAUACAGCACUUAAAGGCGCAAUUGCGCAGGGGCAUGAAGAUAUUGUAAGUCUGCUACUGGAGCGGGGGGCAGAAAUCAAUAUUGAAAAUGGGCUUCAUUCUUCGAUAUUACAAGUGGCAUCAAAAGGAGGUCACGAAGGAAUCGUCAAAAAAUUGCUCCAAAGUGGCGCCGAUGUCAACAUCGAAAGUGGCAUACAUUGCACAGCGCUACAGGCCGCAUCGGCAGAAGGCCAUACCAAGAUCGUUGAGAUCCUGAUCAAUGAGGGAGCUUAUGUCAAUACUGAAGGUGGCAUGUACCAUACAGCGCUUCAGGCAGCCUCAUCGCGGGGGCGUGAAGAGACUGUUGUUGCUUUAAUAAACAAGGGCGCCGACAUCAAUGUGACUGGCGGAGCACAUUUUUACACAGCACUUCAAGCAGCAUCAGCACAUUGCAACGAGAAGAUAGUGGGAAUUCUACUCAAAAAUGGAGCCAAUGCCAAGAUUGAAGGGGGAAAGGCUCAUACAGCACUGCAAGCAGCAUCAUCGUCAACAUCGCGGUGUGAAACAUCACUUGUCAAGAUGUUGCUCGAUCACGGAGCCAACGUCAACGCUCAAGGGGGAACAUAUCAUACGGCGUUACAGGCCGCGUCAUACACUGGUCAUGAAGAAGUUGUCAAUUUGUUGCUGAGGUGUGGGGGGAGAGUGAACAUCACUGGAGGUAAAUAUCAUACAGCUCUACAAGCUGCGGCAUGCAACGGCAGUGAAAAGAUCGUCAAGUUACUGCUCGAAAGCGGGGCACAUGUCAACGUGCGAGGUGGAUUCUAUUUUACCGCGCUACAAGCGGCAGUAGCAAAGGGCCACGAGUCAAUUGUUAAUAUUCUGAUCGAAAACGGAGCAGAUGUCGACUGUGAAGGCGGCAAGACCUUCUACACGGCACUUCAGGCGGCAUCAGCCGGGGGUCACUUGCAGAUUGUCAAGAUCUUACUCAACAAUGGAGCGAACAUCCAUAUUCAAGGAGGACCGAAUUACUUAACACCACUGCAGGCAGCGUCAUAUUAUGGCCGCCAAGAGAUUGUGCGAAUUUUGUUGGACAUGGGAGCCAAUGUGAAUGAUGCUCCUGGUGCCUUUUGCGGUACAGCGCUUGCCGGAGCAUUGAGAUCUGGCGAUCCGCGGAUCGUUAAAAUGUUACUUGACAAGAAUGCUAUUAUUGAUCAACAAGCUCUUGAUCAGGCAUCUGCCAAGGGUCUCGUGCAUAUCACCGAAAUGUUAUACCAAGCAAUGAGAUCCAGGGACAAAUGA